AUGGCACCCCCUGCCACGUCCCCCGUGCCUGGAGUUGCAAGGGGACAGACCACACCGAGGCCCUCUUCCCCGGAACAACACGCUUCCGUGACGUUCAACCAAGCAGGCACCCCCUCGCGAGCGCCCCCUACUUACGGCCACGCCAACGGCGAGAACGUGGCGCCAGAAGGGCCCCGACCGGCGGUGUAUCAUCAGCCGACCUUUCCGGCGACCAGAAUACCCUCGGAGGUCCCUCCUACCAUGGCGCCUGCGUUCCACGCUGGUCAUUCUGGCGCUUACGCCUCCACCGGCCAACCAAACCUGGAGUCUUCAGGAGGAAGCCCCCACGCAGCCGCCUCUGCGCCACCACCGGCGCCAGCCCAACCUUUUGCCACGUCAGCACCGAUGGGCCCAGGCUACCACGCGUACCAGAACCACGGUGUACCACCUGUUGGCCCCAAGUACCAACCGCCGGUUCAGCAGCACCCAUAUGGCGUUCCGUUGAACCCGGGCGCUCCGUUCAACCCAACCGCGGUGCCACCCGGCCAGUACGGACGCGCUGGCGGACCCCCUGUGGCUCCCCCAGGCGCGCCCUCGGCGUCAUCCUCGCCGUUUUACACCAACCCCGGCUACGUGACGUCUCAGACCCCCUACCAGCCGCCACCACCGGCGGGCGCCCAUUACCCGAUGGCCGGUCCUUAUGGCGCACAACAGCACCCCCCAACGGACAGCCGGAACGGUGCAUACAUCUACGCCCCCACCGGAAUCUACAGCCACGGACCCGGCGCUCCGUACAGCGGCCCCCCAGGGCUGCAGGCGAUGUACGGACCCCCGAUUCCCAGCUAUGGGCCAGCGCCGCCCUCGGAGAAUCCCCAAGCACCCCACAAAAUCUUCCAGGCACAGAAGAUUGGGAGGCCCUUCAAAGGGACCAUCGAAGAAGAAGGCCGGCGCGCGCGAGAUUUUAUCUCGCCGGAGUCUUGGUACUUCACCGAGGACACCAAGUACUACCAGCUGACCGGCGCGAACUUGGUGGACGACUGGGAGGGCUUCAAACGACUUUUCCUACAGCGUUACGCGAAGGUCAACUCGUCGCAGAGCUACUUCGAGCUUCAAAGUAUGAAGAUGGGCGAGAAGGAGGGCCUGCUCAACUUCGCGCAACGACUUCGCGACCGCAUUUUUGAAGCCAACAUCAACGAUGAGAACGUGAAGAUUACGAUCUUCAUCAACGCACUUGGCGAGCCGCUAAAGUCGCAGGUCAACACCCGGAUGCCAGCCACUCUGGAGCAAGCGAUUGUGGACGCAGAGUUCCUCAAUUACCGCGUCAAAUCACAAGACCUGGCGGCCGAGGCGACUUCCCACGAGGCGAAAAACCGUAAACCGAAGGAAACGGUGGAGGAGAAGUCGAAGCGCGCCCCGCGGGCGAUGGUGCGCUCCGUAGAAGACCCGCCACCGUUGGAGCCAAACUCCCCAGCCGCGGAGCCCGACAACAACCGCCACGUCAGCACCGAGCGCCAGCAGCCAGACCGCGGCUACAACCGCGACAACCGGGGCGGCGACAAUCGGUUCAACAACAACAGGGCGGGUCAAAACGGCGGCCGCCCCGCGUGGAACGGCCAGCGCCGCGACGAAGGGAAGCCGCGCCUCUGCUACGGCUGCGGGAAGCCCGGUCACCUACGACGAGAGUGCCCACACCCCUCCGAUCAGAAGGGCGCCAACCUCAUCGAAGGAGAGUGCCCCUGCCGCACGUGCCACGAAGAGGACGACGACUACGCUCAUGAUUACGAUCCGUACGACGACUUGUCCGACUCAGCCCCACCGGAUUUUGAGUCGCCAGCUUCUGUCAACACUGUCUCCGCCACCUGUGACGGCGCCGACAGCUUGGAGCUGGCUGCUGACGAGACUGUCCAGGACGCACACCUAGCCGAAGUGUACGCUGCUGAGGAGGUCGCUGACGGAGUCCGGCGCUUCCUCCCGGCGCAGCGCCAACCUUUUCCCGUCAACUUGGGGCCAGUGAUUCCGCCGGCGCCCCACGGAAGCAACCCGCUUGCAGUAAACGCGAAAGCCACGCCCCCACCUCGACGACCGGCGAAACCCCCACCGAAGGCGCCAGUUCCCCCGAUGGGCGAACCAACCGGAGACGCUGGCGGGCAGGCCUCUUCACAAGCCUACGUGGCAAACCGGCCAACCAUUCAGGGAAGCUUUCCCUUAGACUGGGUGCCCAUGGCGGUGGCGGUGCGGCACGGCAGCCCCCAGCUCGUUCGCGACCUGCAAACGACCGUUCGAAAAGCGCUACAAACGUUGGAGCGCCCCGCCGGACCACGCCCCCCAACGCUGCCCCCGUUGCGCGCCGUGGAGACCGUCAACACAAUCAUCACGACGUCAGCAGAGUACUUGGAGGUCGACCCCGACGCCCCCCGGCGCUCUAUUGCGAAAGUGGCCGCUAAAAUGGGUGGAGUUGACGGUCAUCGGACCAUCGCUUGGCUUGACAGCGGCGCUAAUGUUGACAUGAUGAGCGCCGACCACUUCCGAAGGUCGGGACUAGAGGCGCAACUCAUCAGCGGCGGCGCGCGCUUUAACGUGGCCGACGGCGCGGACUGCACCGGCAUCGGACGAGUGGACGCGAUCGUCGGAUUCGGACGCUACCUCAACGUCCGCACGCGCUUCAUUGUGGCGGAAGGCUUCCGCUACCCGAUUUUACUCGGCGUCGGCACACUACGCGCCAUGUUCGGCGUCAUCGACUACUCAACGGACCUUUUCAGGUUCAAGCUUCCCCAGACGAAGGCUUGGCGUUCGCUCCCGCUACUUGAAGUCAGCCAGAUCCAAGGCGCGCCCACCGGACUCAUCUACCAGGCGCAUGUGGCUCAAACCCUCACGGUUCCAGUGGUGUAUCAAAUCGAAGCACCAAGUUGUCUGCCAUCAGAGAACGAGCCCGGCGGCCCUGGAGGCGAGCCCGACCCCAACGGACCACCAGUUGACGCAGCUAUGACGUCAUCAGCGGCUUCUUCGGCGCGCCUUCAGGUGGCCUCCGACGACAGCGGGCCUGCAGACUACAGCUCAGGCGAUCCGUCUUCCGACCUUUCGGAGCCCUCAGAAUCUACCUCGACGACGUUUCCGGCGGACAGCUCCAGCGGCUGCACACCUGCGGCGAACCACGGCGAAACGGAGGCCCUACCUGACGUCACGCCUGACCAAGCGCCGGAAGGGCCCCCGACUACAGGCAAGCCGGUCACCCGUGCCAUUCUACUCCACACCUUGGCGGAAGCCCGGAGUCUUCUUCGUUUCAGCCUUGAGCACAACCUGCUGCCUCGCGCCCGCGUCGCCAUGCUGGCACAACUUUACACGGAGGGCUUUGAGCAUCAUCACUACGGCGAACUUCUUCAUCCGGUGGAUGACGAAACCGCCCUACUUCUGCCGCUCGCGACUCGCCGGCGGCGUGGCUUCCAAAUCGUUAAUCUCACGGAGGCCGAGCAGCAAGAUUUCGCGAACUCAUUCCGAGCGACGGACGAAAUGCCGGAGGUCAACACCACGGUGGUUCUCCCGCCGCCUGCUGCCAACGCUGACGUCAGCGAUGCCGAAAGACGGACCCACUGGGAAGCGGUCCGACCCCAGAUCCGUCUGGCGGACAAUCUGGAGCCCACCCAACGCGAGCAAAUACUGGCGCUCCUGGAGAAACACGCGCUCAUCUUUUCCAGGGACCCCACCGACUUGGGCCUUGUCCAAGGCUUCGCCCACCACAUCAACACCGGCGAUUCCAAGCCCGUCAAGAUGCAACCUUACCGACAAAGCUUCGCGGAAAAGGCGGAGAUUGACAAGCAAGUGGGCCCCAUGGAAGCGUGUGGCGUUGUCCGCCCCAGCGCGAGCCCCUUCGCCGCCGCCGUGGUGCUCGCGCGCAAGAAGAACGGCAAAUGGCGUUUCUGCGUCGACUUUCGCGGCCUCAACAAAGUGACGGUGCCCGACAACUACCCCCUGCCCCGAAUCGACGCCAUCUUCGACCAACUGGGCAACUCCCGCUACUUCACCAUGCUGGACGCUCAAUCCGGCUACUGGCAGAUCCCCAUGGCGCCCGAGGACGUCCACAAGACGGCGUUUAUCACGCACCACGGUCUGCGCGGAUUCGUGCGAAUGCCGUUUGGUCUCACCGGCGCGCCCGCGACUUACCAGCGCGUGAUGGACAUCACGCUCAGCGACGAGAUUCACGGACCAGAGCCGGUGGCGACCCAAUACCUGGACGACACGUGCGUGCACACUGAAGCCUGGGAGAAGCAUCUGGAGGCCCUCGACACCAUCCUCACCAAACUGGCGGCCAUCAACCUGAAACUUUGCCCAACCAAAUGA
This is a messenger RNA of Klebsormidium nitens, 4314 nucleotides long. The record is from the annotation of a GenBank genome assembly. Lineage: Eukaryota; Viridiplantae; Streptophyta; Klebsormidiophyceae; Klebsormidiales; Klebsormidiaceae.